CGACUUGUAGUUGGUGCUUUUUUACAGUAUACUCUGUAGUUAGUGUUCCGUGGAAACUACGAAGUGGGAACAUUAUUUCGUGUGCAGUGGUCAAAUCUUUACGAAGAUUACCUACAUUGAGAUUACCUAAAUUCAUUGAUUGAUUCAUCUAAUUAAAUUGUUAAGAAGGAACAGCUGCAAUGUUGUCGCGAGCGUCCUCGAUAAAUGCUCAAACAUUGCGUAUAGGUUUAAGAACCUUGGCAACAUUCUCACAACAAGAGCCUCCGCAACCUAUUUUAAAGACUCCAGUACCAGGACCCAAAUCGCAGCAAUUGCUCAAGGAGUUAAACGCUCUCCAUCAAGCAGGCGCUGUACAACUAUUUGCAGAUUAUGACAAUAGCAUUGGCAAUUAUUUUGUAGACGCAGAUGGUAAUGCAUUUUUGGACGCUUUUACACAAAUUUCUUCAUUGCCACUUGGAUAUAACCACCAGGAAUUGUUAAGUGCUUUUGAUGACCCACAUAAUCUUAGAUCCUUAGUAAAUCGUCCUGCAUUAGGGGUGUUUCCUGCAGCUGACUGGCCUGAAAAGUUGAAAAGCGUAUUAUUAUCUAUUGCGCCUAUGGGUCUGAAAAAUGUUGCAACUAUGAUGUGUGGCUCUUGUUCCAACGAAAACGCUUAUAAAGCAGUUUUUAUUUGGUAUCGUACGAAGCAGCGCGGGGGAAAAAUUGACUUCACACCUGAAGAGUUACAAACAUGCAUGUUGAAUCAGACGCCAGGCUCGCCUAGGUUGUCGAUGUUAUCUUUCGAGGGCAGUUUUCAUGGACGCACAUUUGGGACACUUUCCACAACAAGGUCGAAAGCCAUUCACAAGGUGGAUUGUCCCGCAUUUGACUGGCCCGUUGCACCAUUCCCUAGAUACAAAUAUCCUCUUGAGCAAUUCAAAAGAGAAAACGAACAGGAAGACAAAAGGUGCCUUGAGCAAGUCGCCGAUGUAAUUGAAAAGUAUAACAAAAAAGACAUUCCUGUCGCUGGAAUAAUUGUAGAGCCGAUUCAAUCCGAGGGUGGUGAUUAUGAGGCUUCUCCGGAGUUCUUUAAGGAACUGCAAAAGAUUAGUAAAGAGAAAGGAGUAGCACUUAUUAUUGAUGAAGUGCAGACAGGUUGUGGGGCAACAGGUAAAAUGUGGUGUUUUGAACACUUUGAUCUGCCUGUAGCGCCAGACAUAGUUACCUUCAGCAAGAAAAUGUUAACCGGCGGCUUUUAUUUUGCUCCUGAAUUCAAGGCUCCGCAACCUUAUCGCAUCUUCAACACAUGGAUGGGUGACCCUGGCAAGCUCAUCUUACUGGAGCGAGUAUUAAAAGUUAUUAAGCAAGAAAAUUUACUUGCUCGCGUUAACGAAACUGGAAAAAUACUCAAAGGCGGGCUGCACCAACUGGAAAACGAGUUCUCUAGUAUCAUAAACAGCGUGCGCGGCCGUGGCACCUUCUUGGCGUACAAUGCGAACACAGCCGAAGUUAGAGAUAAAAUAAACAAUAACUUAAAGAAAAACGGUAUUUUGGGAGGAACCUGUGGAGAAAAGGCUAUUCGACUUAGACCAGCCUUGAUCUUCCAACCGAAACACGCGGAAAUUUAUUUAGAUGCACUGAGAAAAACCUUGAAGGAGCUGUAAACCACAAUAAUAAUAUUAUAAUUAGAUGUGACUAGCACAAAAACAUUCCUACCCCAUGACAAGGAUAUUAUUGUUACAUGUGUGGUAAAUAUUUAGCAUUUAGUUAUCAAAUGCAUCAAAUUACGAUAUAAACUUACAAUAAUUGUAUUUUAGUAUUGUAUAAUUAUGGAUAUGAAAUUAUAUUCAAAAUUAUUCUUAUUGCCAAAGAUAUAUCUAUUGUAUAUAAUGCAAACCCUACGUGCAGUUAAAUAUUAUAGUAGAUAUUAGAUUAGAUUAAAACUCAAUUAAACCAACACGAUGUCUUCCAAAUAAAUAUGGUCUUACAUAUUAUAUUAUUAUUAACAA
Manduca sexta (tobacco hornworm) is the source of this 1988-nucleotide messenger RNA. RefSeq names its product 4-aminobutyrate aminotransferase, mitochondrial-like. Gene Ontology annotation, cellular component: mitochondrion. The record is from RefSeq and is a predicted model, not a curated record. Gene Ontology annotation, molecular function: pyridoxal phosphate binding. Lineage: Eukaryota; Metazoa; Arthropoda; Insecta; Lepidoptera; Sphingidae. Gene Ontology annotation, biological process: GABA catabolic process. The transcript is spliced from 9 exons. Bases 180 to 1643 code for a protein of 487 amino acids.